UGUGCCGCCGCUGCGGCUACGGCUAUAUAACCCGCCGAGCUGCGAGGCCAAUGCACCGCACCGCAACGGGGACUCGAGCCAGAAGCAGCUUCUUCUUCUUCUUCCUCGGGAAUAGCUUAGCUAGCUGCUGAUAGGAGCCGUUAUGGGGAGCAAGGGAGCAGCGCUCGCGCUGCUGCUCUGCCUGAGCAGCGCGGCCGUGGGCGCGUGGGCUCGCCCGGUCGCCACCACCAGGGACGCCGCCGGGGACGAGAAGUUCCUCUGGCUCAAGAAGCACUUGGGCAAGGGCCUUGGCGGUGGGAUCGGGAAGGGCGGCUAUGGCGGAGGAGGAGGUGGAGGCGGCGGGUACGGUGGAGGAGCCGGCGGCGGCUACGGCGGUGGCGCUGGGAUGGGCGGCGGCGAAGGCCACGGCAUCGGCGGCGGGUUUGGAAAAGGUGGCGGGCUCGGCGGCGGUGCUGGGCUUGGGCACGGCGUCGGCGGCGGGUUCGGCAAGGGCGGCGGCCUUGGUGGAGGGUUCGGCAAGGGCGGAGGGCUCGGCCAUGGCAUCGGCGGCGGGUACGGCAAGGGCGGUGGCCUUGGAGAAGGGAUCGGCCACGACAUCGGUGGCGGCGUUGGCAGCGGCAUCGGUGGCGGCUACGGGAAGGGCGGCGGUCUUGGUGGAGGGUUCGGCAAGGGCGGUGGCCUUGGAGAAGGGAUCGGCCACGGCAUCGGUGGCGGCGUUGGCAGCGGCAUCGGUGGCGGCUACGGGAAGGGCGGCGGCCUUGGUGGAGGGUUCGGCAAGGGCGGCGGGCUCGGCGAAGGGAUCGGCCAUGGCAUCGGCGGCGGCGUUGGCAGCGGCAUCGGCGCGGGCUACGGAAAGGGCGGCGGUCUUGGUGGUGGGUACGGCAAGGGCGGCGGGCUCGGAGGAGGAAUCGGCCAUGGCAUCGGUGGAGGCUACGGCAAGGGAGGCGGCCUUGGCAGCGGGAUCGGCCACGGCGUUGGCGGCGGCUUUGGCAAGGGCGGCGGGAUCGGCGGCGGCUUCGGCAAGGGCGGCGGGAUCGGCCAUGGGGUCGGCGGCGGCUUCGGCAAGGGCGGCGGUCUUGGCGGUGGAGGCGGCUACGGCGGUGGUGCCGGCAGCGGCGGCGGCGGCGGCGGCAAGGCCUUCGGGUUUGGGUUUGGCAACGGCGCCGGCUUCGGCGGUGGAGGCGGCGGCGGCGGCGGCGGCAUUGGCGGUCACCACUGAGAGAGAUACUACGCCGGCACGCGUUCUCCGUAGUUCCAUCACUUAAGCUCUACAUACCUCAGAGCAUGCAGAUCGUGCUUUUGCAGUGGUGAGACUUUGCACUUCUGGGUUGGUCUCGUUGUGUGUCCUGUCUGCCCUCCGGUUUGUUGGAGGGAUUUGUUCGUGCUUGCUUUGUACUCCUACUUUGAUUGUAUCUUUUUUGUUAUUAAUUCCGGUGAUGGUAGUGAUGGUGAUGGUGAUGCCAGUCACAAUAUGUACGUACGUAUACAUGAUCCAUGCAUGUAAGGCUCACUGAAUGAUUCGAGAAAUAUAAAUGAAGCCAUGCUUUGGUUGAA
This is a messenger RNA of Panicum virgatum (switchgrass), 1554 nucleotides long. RefSeq names its product glycine-rich cell wall structural protein-like. The transcript has a single exon. The coding region runs from base 143 to 1219 and encodes 358 amino acids. NCBI's taxonomy places the organism in Eukaryota, Viridiplantae, Streptophyta, Magnoliopsida, Poales, Poaceae. The record is from RefSeq and is a predicted model, not a curated record.